ACACACAGCGCGCGCACACACACACAGACGGACACAGCGAGACGCGCGGAGGAGAAAUAACAACCUCUUUGUUUCCUCAUCGAUCCAGCAGCCUCCAUCAGCCUCCACAGCCUCCACAGCCUCCAGCAGGCUGAUGGAGAGCGGAGCUCCGCUUGUCCGCACCGGGGGCGCGUUGAUCGGAUGCCUUUCACCGCAGCAGCGCUGUUAGAUGUUUUCCAUUCAGGAUUAAUUGGUUGACCAAUGGCUCCAAAACAUGCGCUCCUCUCCGGCAGCGGCAGCAGCGGCGGCCCCGGGGUCGGAGGGGUAGAUAAUAUAGGAGAUCCCCAUUGUUCCUCUCCGGCAGCAUGGAUCCUCGAUGCGGGCAUGGUGUCCAUCUGCUCGCCGAGGACCGGGAGGAGGAGGCGGCUGCUGGAUGGGAUGCUGGCCCGGUGGUGUGUGACCGUCGGAGCGGUGCUGAUGCUGAUGCUGCAGAGCUCCUUGGCCGCUGACGCUGAGGGACGUCACCAUGAGUCAAUGAGACGGGCUGUCUUGCCUCUGGACCCCGCAGUGCCCUCCAACCUCUCAGCCUUCCCCAGGACUGGAACCAGAGCUGGGGCGAAAGACAAAGAUGCGAUGGAUGGGACUGACGCUGGUCCCGGAGCUGGACCCGGAGCUGGACCCGGAGCUGGACCCAGAGCUGGACCGAGAGCUGGACCCGGAGCUGGACCCAGAGCUGGACCCAGAGCUGGACCCAGAGCUUGGCCUGAGGGUAAAGUGUUUGCUGAGGCCAGAGCAGCGGUUUGGACUGAAACAGAAGCAGGAGUUCGUGCUGGGGCAGGUGUUUUUGCCGAGACUGGGAUUAUGACGGGAACCGGCGCCUGGGCUGAAGUUGGGGCUGAAUGGAGCCCGGUGGAUGCGGAAGGGGGUGGCCUGCCAAGCAUGCCCAGGGACCCGGCUGCCUGGCUGGGGCAGCAGAGGCUGCAGACGCGUGGAGAGGGCCAAAGAGAGCAGGCAGUCUUCUCAUCAGUCCCCACCAUACUGGCAGAGCUGCAGGCACCAGCGUUGGGAAAACCUUUAGGACUGCUGUCUAAAGCUGCCUGGGCCAAAAGCUCCUCUUACUCGUCAUCCAAGGCCUCUUCCUCCUCCUCAUCUACAACAAAAGCAUCCUCUUUGCCUUCCUCCUCUACGUCCUCCUCCUCUCCAGCCAGUAAAAGAGACAGUCAGACAGCUAGAUCAGACAACGUCUCUCUGGUCGUUGUCAACAGCAACUCCUCCAACAGCAAUAGCAGCUCCAGUUUAGAAGAGUCGGUGAGCAGCCCGCCAGCCUGGGAUCUCCCCACUGUCCCCGAGUCCCUCCUGUCCACGGUGGGCGACCAUGACGUCACGCUGCCCGCCAACAUCACCAGCCCUUUCUCCACCCAUCAGUGGAACACCACCAUGCCCGUGCACACCAGAAACACCUCAUGGCACAUGACCACAUCAACCACCACCAUAAACUCGUCUCUAUCACCCACCACCACAACCACAACCACCACCACCACCACCUUAACUUUACCCUUAUCCACCACACCAAGAGCACAAACACCAUCGGAAUCCACUACGGUUUCUCAGCCCACCAGCCAGGACACUGUGACCAAUGAUAGCCUUCAGCUGACGACGGUAACCAUGACGACACCCUCGACGACCACUCUUACUGUGACUGCUGCUGAGAUGAUGACACAGGCGGUGACCAAUGGGAGCGCUGUAACAGUAUCACCAAAUACCACUGCUGCUACAACCACACAGCAAACAACAAGCCUCAAACUGACCACAGCAGCUGCAACUCAGCCUACAACCACCACUACAACCACACCUGCCACUACAACCACCACUACCACGGUCCCCCCAACCACCACCACCACUACCCCUCCAACCACUACUACAACCACUACACCUGCAACUACUACUACUACUACUGCCACUACCACUACUACUACCCCGACAACCACAACGACAAAGGUACCUGCCACCACUCUGUUCAUCCCGAUCGAAACCACGCCGCCUCCCACCACGACCACUGAACCUCCGUCCAGCACCAGAGCAGAGGAAAGUCCUCUACCGUGCAACGUGACCGAGAAGUACUGGGUCAGAACAGUUCUGUCCAUUGAGCUACGUAGGAACCGCCUAGAUCUGAUCCUGAAACAGAACCUCUCUAAAGGACUGAGCCACGCCCUGCAGAGAGCCCUGAAUGACUCUACAGCCAACGCACAGGUGGAACACGAUGACUGCAGCCCACACAACGUGACGCUGGGUUACUACGUGACCAGCGGCAAAACUGUCUUCAUUUCCUCCUUGGUGGUCGAGGCGCUGCAUGUUUACGGUUUUGACAAGCUGCUGUCGGACAUCAGGCAGCACACCCCAUUGGUUAAGGCAGUUCUGGUUCCCGUGGCAACCUGGGUGCCCGCUCCGAGCAUUCACCUACAGCUGAAAACAGUGUUGAGGUUCGUCGGCCCAACAGAUAACAUCUACUCGUGCAGUUUUGUCCAGAUGUUGGAGCAGAGGCUGGAAAACGCCUUCGACGAGGCUCAGGACAAAGUGCUGGAGACCUACAACAGGCUCACUGUCGAGAUCCAGAGCGUGUCCCAGGAGCCGGGCUCUCCGUCGGUCUCUCUGGUGUACGUGGUGAAGAACCAGGAUGCCAUUCUUAACGGGACCAUCUCCAGCGGCCUCCUCAACCAGCUGACCGCAGAGCUGGUGGGAUACUUCCUGUUUUACCCACCCAUGGUCAUCGCUGAGCCACUUGAAUACCAUAAUCUCAACACGUCGAUGGCAACCAAGAACUAUUGGGUGAAAACAGUGAUCCAGGAUGUGGACAGCUCCUCCCUGGAGGCCAACUACCAGAGCUUUGCCAGCCUGAUGGAGCAGCGGUUGGCCGAGCUCUUCCUGGUGGCCGGCAGGCAGGGCCCUCGGACGGCUCGAUCUCGGCGGGCCACCACUGUGGGGAGCUACACCGUACAGAUGGUGAACAUGCGUCGACUGCCCGGUCCCAAGAACCCAGCAGAGAUGACCUACUACGCCCAGCUGAACGGAGCACCCGUCACUGGAUCCACCGCUGCCAAGACCCUCAGCAGUCUGGACUCCCAGACCAUGGCUCUGACGCUGGGAUACUUUGUACAAGUGCAGGCUGAACCUGUGGUGAAGACGCCGCCCGGCAACCUGUGGAUCAUGGCCGUUCUGACGCCUCUCUUCCUGUUGUUGGUGGUGAUCAUCAUGGUGUCCUUCAUUAUGUGUAAGAGGAACAGGGUCAUCUUUAAAACCGGAGCCUUCAGGACCUUCAAAACCCGCUCCAAGACCUCAUAUCGAAGGGAGGGCAGUUACCACCACCAGCCUGUCCAGGGCUUCGACUACGCCAAGAAGCACAUGGGUCGAACGGGCGAUGAGGCCGUCUCCGUUACCAAGGAGACGCUGGUGCUGGGGCUGCCUGUACGAGAUGCUCCAUUGUCGCUGUCAUUGGAUAAGAAGGUCCACCAGGAUGGGACCGCCAUCAAGAGGCCUCCAUCUGCUGACAUACACAAAGGAGGGCGGUUGCCAAGCGAGGACGGCUCGGUGUCAAGUAGCGGCUCCGGGAAGCUGAACACCAGCAAGAGCUCCUCAGCCCGUAGGACGGCGACCGGCAGCAGCACCAAGAACAACGGCAAGGAGGAGCUUCACAAGAGGAACACCAACGACCCGUACGAAGACCAUUCAGGCUCUCUGCGUCUCAUCACCAUUAAGCCCAUGACUGCUCAGCCAACCUACUCCUACCCGUCCUCCUCAUCCCACAGCCAAGACUCUGUGGUUCUUAACGGGGAGGCAAACCACAGUGGGCUGAAGCAGAAGUCGGACAUCGAGCACUACAGGAACAAACUGCGCCAGAAGGCCCGGAGGAAGGGCUACGGAGAGUUCUCUCUGUCUGAGACAGGAAGCCAUGGUUACAGUCACCGCGACGCCAGGCACAGUCGGCACGACAACGGGGUCAAGGAGCCGAUGACCGCUGAGGAGAAGAGGGCCUCCUUCGCAGGAUGUCAUAAGAGGUACUCCCACCCACGGGAGCCCACCUAUUGGAGCCGCCAGUCUCUGAGCAGCCCGAGCCCAGUAGAGACAGAGAUGGACCUGCUGGUGCUGAGAGAAAGAUCCAGGAGGGGCAUCCGGAACAACGGAUACGACGCCGAACCGGAACCGUUCGAGGAGACCAACGUGGACCGUCUGAUGAGCUCUCUGGGUUACGGAGGUGGAUCAACCGGCACCGGGAACGGCAGCUUGGGGGUGAAAGCUCACCGCGGCUCCGACUCCUCCACGCUCAGCUCUCAGCCGUCCAUUGAUGAGGUCCGCACGCAGAUGCACAUGUUGCUAGGCAACGCCUUCAGCCUGGCACCUCCGGACCACGACCCCCCUUCUCCUCCAACCAACAGCCGCCACCAUCACCACCACCAUGCCCACAGAGCCUACAAUCCGUCCCACACCAGCCACUACAGUGACGGGGUGACGAGCGCCCCGGGGACCAUGAACCAUCCCUGUGGAGGCCGGCAGAGGAGUGCAGCCUAUGAGGACAUGCACCAGUGUAGCCUGCCCAAACCGGGUUUCCGGUUCACCCAGCUUCCUGAUAUGGGCAUCGGGUCUCCCCCGCCGCUGAUCCCCUCUAGACCAGGACCACCACCUGGGACCUCAUUACGACGUUCCACCCCUGAUGUUAGUCUGAAGCCCCGUGUGUCAGAGGCCUCAGACCUGCAGGCCCAGCAGCACAACGGUGUCCCCUACCUGCCGCUGUCCAGGACCCCCUUCCCUGCCGUCACUGUCGACCAGUCCAUCUCCACCUACUCAGGAAACCCAAUAACAGCAGUCUAUGCUAUAUCUGCCAACCGCCCGGGUUACUCAGACUACUUCGUCAUGUCGCCGCCGUCCUCGUACCGGAGCCCGUCCUGGAUGUCCUACCCACCCGAGCAAGAAGACCUGCCGCGGCAGUGGAACGACACACCGAACUCACGUCAUCUUGAAACCAUCUGCUGAACAAACAGCUGAUAGCUUGUGUGGAUGGGCAGAGGACGUCCCUCUCAUUGAAAACCCUCCGGAGCUUUACCCCCCCUCCUUCACUUCGACCCGGCCGUCCUCCUGUCUGAUGUAUUCAUCACCGGUGGACCACCGUAUCCACAACUCCCCCUCUCUCUCUCCACUGGGCUGGCCUUCGUCCAUCCUCUCUCAGCCCGCUUCAUCUGCAGCUCAGAGCGUUUCUCAUCCCUCCCCCCGGCCCCCCGUCCUCCUCUGCCCCCAUAAGCCCUUUCACCUGGUCAAAGCUCUGCUUCGAUCUCAUCACCAAAUGUUCAGCCAUGAUUCUCUCUCUCUCUGUCUUUAUUCUCUCUGCUCCCUGAGCCCCUGGCCCCUCACUGGCCCCUCUGGGCCCCGAGUCUCUAUAAAGUAGACUGCCUCCUCUGUGGUGACCACCACUGUACAGCAAGAGGCCCCUCACACUGCUGAACUGAACUGAGCUGAGCUGAGCUGAGCUGAGCUGAGCUGCGUGAUUCUGUACUGUGCUUCCCUGUGGAGGACCAGGGCGAGUACAGUACAGUGUGACAUGCAGGGCGACCUUUCAACUAGUUCUCUGCCCCAGCAAUCACAGUAACUGCCAUCUGCCCAGCACACGAUGGCACACGGCGCUGCGUUCAGGACAGUAGUGCCCCAGCCGUGGCCGGUAGUCCACUCUGAACUGGACUGGACCAUCCUGGACUUGUCCCUAAUUUCCACCAUAAAGCCAGGACAGCUGGACUGACUUAAAACUGUGCUUUUUUUUUUUUUUGAUGAAUCCAAAUUCCUACUGUAUGUAAACAUUCUACAGCUGGUUAAUAUGUGUAUUUUAAACUUAAGUGAGAAAAAAAAAAUCUAAGGAAAAGGGGAAAAAAAAUAUUCUCGUCUUGAGCCGUCUACAAUUUCAGUUUUUGGAUAUUUGUGUGCUUUUGUCUUUUAUUUUUGUGCAUUGAUGAUUAUCAAUGGAUUACUGUAUAAAAAAAAGACGUAGUGAGUGUUUCUCUUUCACUCACCUUAUUUCAAGGCAAAAAAUAUACGACAUUCUUCAAAACAGAGAAAUCGCCGGCUUAGUUGUCUGUGGUUCUGAUGGCUUCUCUGUACUUUUAAAAACUUUCUUUACUUUUUUCCUUUCUCAGAUUCAGUAAUGAAAACAGGAAUUAGUCACAAUGUUCUGUCGAUCAUCUGAUUAUGACGUUUAUGUCUGCUGAUCAUUAGGCAGACCUGGGUCAACUAUUCUAAUUGAAAUCCUGCUCACAUGAAGUUCUGUCUGGUAGAUUUGCAACCGCUGGAGGGUUCGUUUGGCUCUUCACAAAAGGACGAAGUUAAAUUAAAAGCAUUUACUAUAAAGAGGUGAAGUCCCGCCCCUUCUGGUGGACCACCAUGGGACCUGAUUUCGGAAAAAAUACGAACGGUAAUCAACGGAGAGACAUUUUUUUGGGGGAUUCCCUUUGAAUUGUUCCAUGAAUCACACAUAUGAUGUUUGUUAAUUUAAAACAUAAUUUUAUAAGUCAAGAAAGUCUCAGUUUGUUGUAAAACUGUUGAAGUAUCAGACUGUGAAAAUAGGGAUUUAGAAAGACAACAAAAGUUGCGUAAGGGACGUCUCUCUUGCUGAAGCUACGAUGUCUGUGUGUUUCCUACUGGGAUGUUCUUUCUCUUCCCAGCUGAUAAUAAGACCAGGAGUCUCUGGAUAAAACACAUCAGGUGACAUAACGUGGAACAUAGCUACGUUAGCUAACCAGCUAGUGUGACGUAUAUUGUGCGAGACAAGAGAUGUAGUUCACUGAGCGGUUUCCAUGUGCCGUUGACUACCGUUUAUAUUUUUUCCAAAAUAAGGUCCCAUGGUGGUCCACCGGAAGGGGCGGGACUUCACCUUUAAAUGAUGACUUGGAUUUGAACUGAUUUCUAUUGUGGUUUGACUCGGGUCUGUUGCUAUUAUGUGAACACACCAGUAUUCUUAGAAAAACAGUUCUUUUACUUGAAAAGGUGUCUACUGUAUUCUACUGUAUAAGGAAAUUUGAAUUUUGGUUGUUUUGGUGGUGAUGAAGAGGGAUGAAUAUUUGGUCACUGGACUAUGGUGUAGUACUGUUCAAGAGACUUGCCGGGCUCAGAUGACUCGUGUAUGUAACGACUAAAUGUAUUACUGUAUAUAGCAGAUGAUUUAACGAAGAGAUUUAUGCAAGUACUAUGGGAGGGAUACUACGCUUGACAUUUUUUCUGACGCCAUUUUUCCUCCAUUUCUUUCCACUGCGUCUAUGAUGAAGGACUGUUUUUGAAUCUCCUUGACUUUCUGAAGGAUGCACAAAUCAUCUGGAUCAUCUUUUUUCAUAGUAUUGCUAACAGAAAAUAUUACAUGUAACGUAUUACUAAAGUACGGAAGUCCUGCCGAACGGUUUUCUGGGUCUGAGCUAAAUGAUUUUCUCUCCUGUGUUUAGGACUGAAGUACAGGUGAAAGAAAAAUGUUUUGCCAGUAAAAUCUUUAGUUCCUUUUUUUGUGUGCAACAGGUGGAAAAAACUAUUUCAGGCUGAUUUUUUUAAGUUACUUCUUUUCCUGUGUGAAAACAAGUUUAAAACAAACGUUUUUUUAAGGGGAUUUUUUGACGUUUUCAACGACAUUGCGUUGCUAGGCAACAUCUUGGGUCUAUAUUUAUUUCCAGUCAGUUUAUGCCGUUCACAUACACUGUAACAGGAAAUAAACUGGGACACAUCUGGAAUGUAUACGUUACCACUGUGCAAUAGUCUAUAUUGUCUGUUAGCAAGUUAUGUAACAUUACUGUCAUGUCUUUAUUUUGGCUAGAAAUGUAUUUUAUUCGGCGCUAAUCUGCCGUUAGCGUGAGCUAAAAAAAGAUUCUUCUAACUGUUUUCACUAAGAGGCAAAGAAAAAACAAGAAAAAAAGGGACUACCGGCAAAACAUUUUUUCCACCUGUUCUGAAGUCAUAAACACAGGAGAGAAAAUAAUUUAGACCAUGCUUCGAAAAAUGUAUCACCAGAAAAAAAAAAUUCUUGCUUGCCUUUCAGGGCUUCCGUACUAAGGGGACAGAUGGAGUAUUUAGAGUGGCUUGCAGUAAAAAGGCAUCUUACCCUGCAUUUACACUAUUCUUUAUGUUUGAACAAAGCUAAUAUAGCCAUAAUAGUUAAAAUAAUGCAAUUUUUUAGUACAAAGAAUGUCACAGUCUAAAUUAUAUUUACCCUCAUUUUUUUCUGAGGAGAACUGGAAAUCUGUGAGCACACAGUAUGUAAGGCUCCUCAUCACUUAGAUGGCACUAAAGGAGAUUAUAGCCAUAUGUUAACUUCACCAAGUGG
Molecule: messenger RNA, 8317 nt
Organism: Sebastes umbrosus (honeycomb rockfish)
Lineage: Eukaryota; Metazoa; Chordata; Actinopteri; Perciformes; Sebastidae
Product: KIAA1549-like a
Exons: 24
Coding region: 241-5004 (1587 amino acids)
Source: RefSeq, a predicted model, not a curated record